CUCUCGCUUCUUUCUCUCCAAUGAAUGGCAUCAUGAGUGGCAGCCUCGUGCUCGCGGCUCAAACGCAAGUUGUACCUCAAGUCUGAUAUGCAUCGCGGCGUGAUUCUGUCUUUGUGUUUUACUUUUAUGACUUGCGCCUAUAGGAGUUUCAUCCGACAAGUGGCAUCGGUUUUGUCUCCACUAACGCGGCUGUGUGAGGGAAACUGGUCCACGAAGCCAGACUGGCGCAGUACAAUGUAAAAACAACCAUCCCAAAACUUGGAAGUCUUUCCAAAUAUUUAUCUGAACACACUUUCCCGAGUCUAUGUACACUAUAACUACGGUUACGUCUGGGCUCCAGUAUAUGGAAGACCUGAGCUUGAGUGAGUUUUGCUGCUGAAAACGCUUUAUUGUUCGAAUUCGUUCUCGUGUUCUAAGUGUGACUUUGCUUCUGGAGAUCGUCACAAUUGAUGCCAGUGUAUCUUUGUAAGCUCCUGUAUGAGGUUUGGAAGCCUCGCAGUUUCCUGCCUGGAUGAUGAGCAACCAACCCUUUGAGGAGUACAGUGCAAGACGUCAAGUCGUGCGUCAUGCGAAGGAACCCGUUCGUGGUGGAUGGCUGCUGUCGGAAAGGGUCCCGCAAUGCCCUGCAGGAGCUCUACAACCCCACUCAGCCGGAGUUUUCAGGAGCCGCCAUCCUCCACCAGACCAGGAGAGACCAGGUGGUGGACGCGUGUCGAGUCAACAGUGCGUCCAGUCGUAAGCGGCGAGUGCUGACACCGGCCGACCUCAAACACCUCGUGGUGGACGAAGACCACGAGCUCAUCUACUGCUACGUCCCCAAGGUGGCCUGUACCAACUGGAAGAGGGUGAUGAUGGUGCUCACAGGCCGAGGCAAAUACAGCGACCCGAUGGAAAUCCCCUCAAACGAGGCUCACAUCCCCUCCAACCUGAAGACGCUGAACCAGUACAGCAUCGCCGAGAUCAACCACCGCCUCAAGAGCUACCUGAAGUUCCUCUUCGUCCGCGAGCCCUUCGAGAGGCUGGUCUCUGCGUACCGCAACAAGUUCACCCUCAAGUACAACUCCUCCUUUCAUAAGCGCUUCGGCACCCGGAUCGUGCGUCGCUACCGCAAGAACGCCACGCAGGAAGCUCUGGUGAACGGCGCCGAUGUCAAGUUCAAAGAGUUUGCAGAGUAUCUGGUGGACCCGGCGACGCAGCGGGACGGUCCUCUCAACGAACACUGGCAGACCGUCUACCAGCUCUGCCACCCGUGCCACAUCCACUACGACCUGGUGGGGAAGUAUGAAACGCUGGAGGAGGACGCCAAUUACAUUUUGCGGCUGGUGGGCGUCGGCGAGAAUCUGCGCUUCCCGAGCUACGCCAAGUCCACCAGGACCACAGACGCAAUGACGGCCCAGUUUUUCAGCAACAUCAGCACACAGCAGCAACUCCAACUCUACCAGCUUUACAAGUUGGACUUCCAAAUGUUCAACUACUCCACACCCAGCUACCUGCGGCUGGACUAGGCCAAGCCAGGACUCCUAGAUCGGCGUUAGUGAUGCGUUGCAGGCGAAUCUUUUAGGAACUGUCCUCUGGUCUUACAGGCGUUAGGUCUGAUUUCGAUAUUUAAAUGAUGCUGAGGUGGACAGUGGACCCAGACUGAGGAGGGUUCAUGGUGGAUGAAAAGGACCAAACGCAUGCAGAGAAACGUGGAGUGAAGCAGGUCUUCAAUGAGGGUGUCGCAAGUUAUUCUCAGAGGACAGACUUGAAGUGGGGGGGGGAUUCUUCUGCCCCCCCCCCCUUGUUUAAACAAACUGCUGAUAAAUUAGGCUGCUUCAGAUCCUGCAAAGCAAAGAGCAGCCUUGCACGCGCCCUGACCCCAAUGCAUCGUGGGAACUCAGCUAAUCUCCCAUUAUCCUGAUCAAUAGAGGAACACCGUCAAAUUGUACAACACAUUUCAUGUCCAGUACCUUCCCUGACAGCCGGGGGUGUUGGUGCACAACGGCCUUGAAGCUGGAACUGGCUCGACUGCCGCCUUGAGGCUUCCCCCGUACGACGAUUGAGUUUACCUCGGGUGACCUCCAGACAUGUUGUGGGAUGCUAAAUUUAAUCUGAAUGGAAAUGCCUUUUACUCUCCACCUCAAGGACCGUGAGAUGAGAAUCCUGCUGUACCGUUCACCGGCUGCAUCACCGAGCAUCCUUAACAGUUAAAGCAGCGUAAUGUAUGUUUUUAGGGUGCGAGGUGCACCCCUCCCCCCCGCCAGAGACUGGGCUCUCUCGACUUUGUGAAGGUUUAAAAGGCACUGGAUCUCAUUACCCUGUCCUGUCUUCCCCCGACUCCCCACACUCUGAUGAUCCAACCAGACUUUCAGUAACUUAAAUCCUUUUGUCUUCAUGCUGAUUUUGUUAUUGCUGUCUUUUGAAAACAUUGCUGCGAGCAGCAAUGACAAAGGAUUAUUUAAGAAUUGUUGAUUAAAUAAGAAUGAUUUAAUACGUCUGUCUCUGGACUGAUGUUUUUAUUUUAUUAUUGCUAUGGGACAGAGCUACUUUUUCUCAUCUUUGUCGCUUCAUUCACA
Molecule: messenger RNA, 2555 nt
Organism: Synchiropus splendidus (mandarinfish)
Lineage: Eukaryota; Metazoa; Chordata; Actinopteri; Syngnathiformes; Callionymidae
Gene: chst11
Product: carbohydrate (chondroitin 4) sulfotransferase 11
Exons: 4
Coding region: 567-1505 (312 amino acids)
Biological process (GO): proteoglycan biosynthetic process; carbohydrate biosynthetic process
Cellular component (GO): membrane
Molecular function (GO): sulfotransferase activity
Source: RefSeq, a predicted model, not a curated record